ACUUCUUCAAAACAUAGAUGGUUUUGUACAAAGUAUUUUCAGUCCUCACUAGCGUAUAUAAACCAUGUUCCUCUCCAAGUUGAUCUGCGUGUGGUGAGCUCUAUCAUUCUACCAGUGCCUCGAAUCUUAAAGAAAAGUCCAUAACUUUAAAGAGGGAAACGUUCAUGUCUAGUUUUAUAGUCUUUAUUUCAGUGGACAAUAAAAUACAGUACCAUACAAAAUGAAAGAUAUAACACAACCGGUUUUACUCGUAUGGUCCUUGAUGUUCAUUCAUGAUGGUUUAGCAGCCCAAUGUAAUCUGGAGGAUUGGAGUAGUUCAUUUAGCCAAUCUGGUUUUACAAGUUGCUCAUCUCGAGAUGGUUACUACUAUAUCAAAGGCUUUGAAAGGUCUGAUGAUGAUUCGCUACUUGGUCUUAAAAAGACAAAAUGCUGUCAACGCGAUCAAACCUUCUGGACCGUUCCAACACAAUGCCAAAUGCCAAACUGGAUUGACAGGAUGGGAAGUGGUAAAGGAUGGAGCCUCUGUCCUCCUGGAUUUUUCCUUCGUGGUUUAUAUCGUGGAGAAAACCACAACAUUGGAAACAUUGAAUGGGGCAAGUGUUGCAAACCUUCUCACCAUCCAUACGAAUAUAAUGGAUGCUACAACGAAGAUGUCAGUAAUUCCUUCAACAAAGCUGGCCUCAGUGAAUGCAAACAAGAGGGACACUUCAUUGCUGGGCUUAAAACGACAUCAGGAAAAAACCAGCUGUCUAACAUUGUACAGUUCAAAUGCUGCAAAAUGGCUUCAGAAAUAUUACCACUUACGUCGAUUAAAAAACUUAAAGAGCGUGUAAUGGACACUACCAUGAAUUACCUUGGUCAGUUGGGUGGUUACCUUGGUUACGCCUGGGCAGGGGGAUGCUGGGCGCAGUACACUGGGGAGGACUUCCAGAGACAAGGAGACACCUGGGAGUCCAGUAACAGAGAUCCAUGUCUUGGAGAAGGACCAAAGAAAGAAGUUCGCUUGAAGAUUUAUUAUGGCAACUUCACUUUUGCCAUGAAAGACGUGAUAUUUGGCAAAUCUAAGACACAGACUUUUAGCUUAGAGGACGAAAAGUUUCUGCAAAGUUUCACCAGGAAGGCUAUAAAUGACAGAGAUGAACCAUACUCACCUGAAGUUGAAUUGGAAUUUAGAGUCGCUCGCACUUUGAAGAAUGUUAAGACGACCACCUGGGAUUCGAAGUUUGGUCUCGAAGUGGGUUUGGAAUACCAGCCACCGAGUACAACUGGUGGUGUGGGAUUUUCAGCUAAAACAAACUUUAAGUACGAAUGGGGCGGAGAUGAGGAAGAUUCUUCCGCGGACGAAGACUGGCACAUCAUCAAGAUAACUGAGUCAAAGGAAUUACCCAAGAGAUCUUUCUCCGAAUGGCGUGCGAUCAAAAAGCCUCAAAAAGUUACACUUCCUUAUACGGCCAAGAUUCUUCCCAAGUUUUCAGUCAUUCUGGAGGGUUACAUGAGAUGGGGAGGUGGUUAUAAUGGAGAUUCUACCAACUUUCAUUCGAAGCAUCGCGGAUCCGGCGACCGUGUAGUCGUGAAGCACAACUUUGGUGACGCUCAGAAGGCUUUUUACGAAGCAUUGAAGGAACAAAGCGAAGAGAACUUACUUCCCUGGCAAUGGCAUGCCAUGAGGCAAAGGUACCCUGCGUCCAAGGAACUCAUUGACAUCCUUACCAACGAGGAUCUGUACACAUUCACCAUGACAGGUCAGUUUGAGGAAACAACAGAGUAUGAAGUCAAGUCUACAUGGAGUGCCUCCAGGCCCAUUAAUCAGCUCAGAGAGGAUAUUGGUUAUAAUAUGACACUUCAGACAGAUGAGAACCGCAAGCCUCCAAAGUUACCGAGGAUUAAACCUCCUCCUCCAAAGGUGGAGACCAUUGACAACAGCAAUGAGAUGAAACCUCCUCCUGCUGAGCCAAUUGGAUGAUGCAAUAGUUGAACAAUCUUUCCCUGAAUAAAGAGAACUUUCACUAAUAAGAUACAAAGGAACUGUUUGACAGAAAUCAGAGGUGUCUGUUUGUUCAGAUUAUCUAGAGAAAAUUUCAGCUGGUGAUCUCUUCGGUAUGUAAAUUGAAGAACUUUUCGAUUCACCAAGCGAUGGAGGUUGCAGUAAGGAAUUAUUUUCCAUGUAAUUCUUUCAGAAAAAAAUCCUUCACUUCAC
Messenger RNA from Stylophora pistillata, 2197 nucleotides. RefSeq lists its product as uncharacterized. The record is from RefSeq and is a predicted model, not a curated record. NCBI's taxonomy places the organism in Eukaryota, Metazoa, Cnidaria, Anthozoa, Scleractinia, Pocilloporidae.